UCAAGAUCGUUUUGGGCUCAAACUGGCAGAGCGACCGCUUGCAUCGAGCUCACCAUGUUGGGACAAGAAGCAUUUGUGCAUAGCUUCGCGGCCGCUGAACUGAUGGAUGUUCAGAAUGGGGUUCUGAAGCUCCCACCGCUGGCAGUGUGGGGCAACCUGGCGAUUUACAUCGUGGCCUGGGCCCUAUUGAUGUGGCCACAGCAUCUUCCCUUGGGUCGGCCCUGCAUCGCCAUGGUCUUUGCAGCCAUGGCCUGUGGCUUAAGGGAGCUUUGCCACAAGGCGUGGCCUGAUCAAGACUAUCCGACGGUGGAUAUCUUCGGCAAGAUCAACCCUACGCCCAUCGCGCUUCUCUUCGGGCUCAUGCUUGUCAAUGCCUACCUGAAAGACACUGGCAUUUGGAAGUACAUGGAAGAGCGAUUGGACACGAGUUCCCCAACGAAUAUGCUCCUGAAGCUGUGUUGUGUGUCUGCUGCCACAUCCGCGGUGCUGACGAACGACACUACAUGUCUGGUGCUGACCCCUGUGGUGCUAAACCUCUGCAAGCGCCGAGGUGCCAUCAGCACGUUGCCCUUCUUGAUGGCAGUGGCCACCAGUUCGAAUAUAGGCUCCAGCCUUACGAUCAUUGGCAACCCCCAGAACGCGCUCAUUGCAUCCAUCAGCCCGGGCAUGGGCUUCUUGAGUUUCAUGAAGGACAUGCUUCUUCCUGUGGUGUGGGGGCUCUCUCUGAACACUAUGGCUCUUUGGUGCUACUUUCGAAAGUCUCUUGUGUUCGAGAACCCGGAAGUGCAGCCGGAGAUUGAUGUAGAGAUCGCAGUGCCAGAGAGUCGCUGCCUACAGGCAGUCUAUGCUGUGGCUGUGGGUGGAGUGGUCUUUGCUAUGAUUGUCGGGUGGAUGCUGAAUAUGAACACGGAAGAUGUGGCCCUUGCUGCCGGCUCCACCCUGAUGCUCAUCCGUGCUGUGCGACGUCGUGCCGCUGGGCUUGCCAAGACAGGCGACACUGAGACGCAGUUUGCUCUGGGGGCAAUCGACUAUUCGAUCUUGAUCCUCUUCAUUGGCCAAUUCAUCUUGGUGGGUGCCACAGUGGAUACUGGCCUGCCACAGAGGCUCUUCCAUGGGAUUCUGGGGCCGUGCGCUGAGAACUUAGCCUCGGGGCCGCUGUGCAUGCUCUGGUUUUCAGCUGUCGUCUUGCUGCUCUCCAACGUCAUCAGCAAUGUGCCGGUGAUUCUCAUGCUCCAACCUCUGCUGGCAACGCAGCCGCCUGAAUCAGUGGCCAGCAUUUGGACGGCUUGUGCGUGGGUGGCCACUGUCUCCGGGAACCUCACCAUGCUGGGAAGUGCUGCAAAUCUCAUUGUGGCUCACACAGCUGAAAGUGAGGGAGAGACUGGUUUUGUUGCGACCAGUUACAGCAAGUUCUCAUUGGUUCCAACCCUUGUCAUCACCUGCCUCGGAGUAUUGUUCCUGCCACCCGUUGGACCAAGCUGGGGGUGGAUACUUGGACUGGGUUUGUUGAGUUUGAUGCUGCUGGCGCUGCUCGUCAAAAGCUUCGCAACUCGAUUCGGCGGUACAGUUUGGGAAGCCUUCCGCCGCGUUGCCCUCUGUGGACUCAGCCGAGAGAGCCUGGGUUUGGCGUUGCUGUCGUUUUUUUCUUCUGCUCAACUCCUUGGUCCUUACGAAGGUGCCUGGUUGACCGCCAACUCCACACGGACCUACAACCCAGGAGAGCUGGGAGCACUGAAUGCCUUACAGCAGGUAGUAGUGGCUAUCUUGCAGCCCUGCCUUGGUUGCCUAGUGGAUGCUUGCCACGGCAAGCGCCGGCUCGUUGCUUUGGGUAGCGCCUGUGCUUUGCUCAGCGCGGCAAUUGGCGUCUUUGUCCCACAGUUCUUCUGGUUGGAGAUGGCUCUGCAGGUCCCGACCGCCAUUUCCAUGACGUUGGUGCCCUUGGCUCUCAACUCUCUCACCUUGGGUGCCGAGAAUUUCACCCGGCAGGUGGCCCUGAACAAUGUUGGUCUACACUUGGGCACCGUUCUGAGCUCCGGCGCCAUGUGCCUCCUUGCCAGCGUCAAGGAUUCCUCCGGAGGAAAAGACGUGGAGAGCCCCUGGUGGAGUGCCGUGCCCAUGGCGGCCUGCGUUCUGACGAUUGUGGCCUUACCCAUGGUGCGCAAGGUGGAGUUCCGGGCUGAUGGAGUCGAGGCCGAGUCAAUUGAAUCGGAGGUGACCAACCAGGGUCGCUCCGGACUGUGGACCCGAAAGUUCUUCAUUGUGCUGGCUCUCUGCUUCCUCUUCAACUUUGCCAACAUGGCACAGCUGCAGUUGCUGGUGCAGGACGCCUCGCGCUUGCUGCCCGGCCAAGCAAUCAACUUUACCAGUGCAGCGCAGGUGAUUGCGCAUGUGGGGAUGCUGCUUGCCUCCGUGGUGGCAGGGCGCCUGGCGGAUUUCGGGCGCAAGCCUUUGGUUGUGACUGCUUGCCUGACAGUGACCAUCCGCGCUCUUCUGACAGCCGCAACAGAUGUUUGGUAUGUGCAGGCGGGCGGAUCCCCGUGGCUGUCAUUGUUGCCCUGCGAGACGCUGGACGGCGUGUGUGCCGGACUUUGGCUCAUGCUGAUGGUGCUGAUGGCGAAGGAUGUCUCGGAGAACACUGGCUGCUUCAGCUUGGCUUUGGGCUGCCUGCAGGCUGCUUUUAGUGUGGGCGCCAUCUUUAGCUCAGAGCUGGCCGGCAUCUUGGCAAGCCGCCUGGGCUUUGCCACCGCCUUCUUGUCCUUGGCAGUGGUGGGCAUGCUGUCCUUCAUUCUGGCGUUGCUCAUGCCUGAAACCCAAGCGCUUCAGGUUGAAGAGAUAGACCUUCAAGUUGAGAUUCAAGAGGGAAGUUCUGAAAGGUCGACCCAAGUCCUUGAAGAGAUUCAGUCGAGCCGCUGCGAUCCCUUGAUGACAUUCUCCCGGAGCUGCCGCAGCUGGAUCGCUUGAUGGCUCACCAGAAGGCCUGGAGAAUUAGGCAGCUUAGUGUGGAAUUAGCCAGCUAUAGACAGCUCGUGCAAGCUUGUAAAGUCAUUGUUUAUGCGAUUUGUCCGAUGCAGUGCUUGAGGGCAACAUCCAAAGUGCUUGCCGGUGCAUCCUCAUGUGAUUUGUCUGAUGCCGCGCUUGAGGGCAACAUCCAAAGUGCUUGCCGGUGCAUCUUGCGCGCUGAAGACAAAGCAAUUCAACUUCAUGGUCUGAUGUACAGUGCAAUGACCCAGACUGAAGCGGACAAAGCACGUACUGCAGUUAUCUGCAAUUAUUAUACAGUUCCGACAGAUGCAUCCCAAAACGAAAAAGAGUCGCAUUCGGAUGUCAUAAGAAAUGGCUCCGACUUGCUUUUGCGGAAUUCUGCAU
Effrenium voratum is the source of this 3366-nucleotide messenger RNA. The record is from the annotation of a GenBank genome assembly. NCBI's taxonomy places the organism in Eukaryota, Dinophyceae, Suessiales, Symbiodiniaceae.